This is a messenger RNA of Zalophus californianus (California sea lion), 4024 nucleotides long. It is a transcript of the gene LETM2, whose product is annotated as leucine zipper and EF-hand containing transmembrane protein 2. The record is from RefSeq and is a predicted model, not a curated record. The coding region runs from base 559 to 2154 and encodes 531 amino acids. Gene Ontology annotation, biological process: intracellular monoatomic cation homeostasis. The transcript is spliced from 12 exons. Gene Ontology annotation, molecular function: ribosome binding. Gene Ontology annotation, cellular component: mitochondrial inner membrane. NCBI's taxonomy places the organism in Eukaryota, Metazoa, Chordata, Mammalia, Carnivora, Otariidae.
GGAACUGGAGGGCUGAGGCAGCCGUUCCGGGGAGCCAGCCCGAGGAGGUAGGGGUGGGCGGGCCAAGUCCUCCGGCUGUUAUUUAUUUGGUGGAUCUCGCCUGCCUUUUUUUCCUCCGGAGCCCGCUCUCUCCGCAUCCUGCUCUUCCCAUCAGCGCCCAGGUUUCCCGACAGCUUCUAGUUCCCCACCGCACUCGCUUCAGCCCUUGACCUCGUGCCCCUGCCCGCCCCCCAACUUUGGAGUUCAACCUCCAUUUCCCCUCCUUCCGUGCUUCGCUUCCUCCUUUCUUUUCCCGUACCCUGCGCCCGGCUUCUCCUUGUCUUUCUUCCAUAAACCUGGAUCGCCAACAAGGUUGUCCGCGUGCCUGCACCAUCCCCGCACCCAAACACAAAGAACCGCCCCCCCAACCCCCAGACCCGGGUACUGCAAACACAGUCCACCAACACACUGCGCGUAGAAAAGCCGCCGGCUGCGGAAGCCGACCGCGCGUUUUGCCCCUGUGUCGUCAAGGGCGAGAAGCAAAGGUUCCUAUGUUGACUAGUUGAGACAAAUAUAAGUAUGGCCUUCUACAGUUAUAAAACAGUCUUAGCUAUUGCCCGAACAAGAUUCCCUAGCUAUUUUGUCCAUCCUACCAGCUCUUCUUAUUCCCCAUCAUUUGCAUUUCUUCACUUGCCAGAUUGCCAUUUAAAUAAAACAUACAUGAAGAACUGUGUAAGCAAGAAGUACUCCUAUCCUAAUCAGUCAGGCAAUAAAAUACUUCACUUACGAACUAGAAUAAUACAAAAGUUACACACAUCAACUUGCUGGUUACAGGAGGUCCCUGGUAAACCUCAGCUGGAGCAAACCCCGAAAAAGCCCCAGGUGACAAGCCCUCAGCCCACAAAAGGACAUGGCAUGAAGAUUAAGGAAGAAAAGCAAUCUUAUAGACAAAGAUUUAUGGAUGAACUUAAAUAUUAUUACAAUGGAUUCUACUUGCUAUGGAUUGACACCAAAGUUGCUGCCAGAAUGGUUUGGAGGCUGUUGCAUGGGCAGGUGCUGACCAGACGAGAGAGACGAAGGCUCUUGAGGACUUGUGCUGAUUUCUUCCGCCUGGUUCCAUUUAUGGUGUUCAUAAUUGUACCCUUCAUGGAAUUCUUAUUACCAGCAUUUCUGAAAUUCUUCCCAGAGAUGUUGCCAUCAACUUUUGAAAGUGAAUCCAAAAAGGAGGAAAAACAGAAAAAGAAAAUGGCUGCAAAGUUGGAACUAGCAAAAUUUCUUCAAGAAACGAUUACAGAAAUGGCAAGGAGGAACAGGGCCAAGCUGGGAGAUGCCUCCGUACAGUUCUCAUCCUAUGUCAAACAGGUCCAGACAGGCCACAAGCCCAGCACAAAGGAGAUAGUUCGCUUUUCCAAGCUAUUUGAAGAUCAGCUAACCCUGGAGCACCUAGAUCGACCUCAGCUGGUUGCCCUCUGCAAGCUUCUAGAGUUGCAGUCCUUUGGAACCAACAAUUUGCUCCGCUUUCAACUUCUGAUGAAACUAAAGUCCAUAAAAGGAGAUGAUGAAGUAAUUGCCAGAGAAGGGGUGAGUGCUUUGAGCGUGUCAGAACUGCAAGCUGCCUGCAGGGCCCGGGGGAUGAGAUCCCUGGGUCUCACUGAGGAACAACUGAGACAGCAGCUCACAGAGUGGCAGGACCUCCACCUGAAGGAGAACGUCCCUCCUUCUCUGUUGCUUCUGUCACGAACCUUCUACCUGAUAGAUGUGAAGCCAAAGCCCAUUGAAAUACCAGUAAGCGGGGAGUCUCCAAAACCAGAUAUUCCUGUGGAAUCACAUACUUCUCCUGAAUCUAAAGAGACGCUGGUGGAUUUAGCACCUUCACUGAAGGGAACUAAGGAUGAAGAAUUUAUACAGCUGCCACCCGUUCCCUCAUCUCCCAUAACACCAUCAACGCCUAUCCCAUUACCUAAAGGACCCAUCACUUCUGCUAAAGAAGCUCCUCCUCUCCACCUUGAGGAAAAGCCCGACCCUGGCCUGCUAACGAACUCCAGUUCCUCGAGAAUGAUGAAUCCCUACUACGCAGCAUUCAGUGGAUCUCGCCAUUGGCCUAGCAAGAUGCCUAGGCCUUCGCUGUGCCAACUACUCAUCUCCUCACUGGGUGUGGUUUUAGGCAGCUUCUAAAAUCAGGCCUCAGUGGUGAUGUCAGAUUUGGCCUGCAUCUCACACGUAAGAGUUUUGCUACAACACGGAGGUGUUGGUGGAGCUUGGCAUUUAUGGACCCCACACCUGUGCCACGUCUAAGUCUAUACUUCAGUCAUUACAAUACCAGUCACGUUGGUGACAUCAAAUAAAUACGCUGUAACGCUAAAGCCCAGGCUAAAGAUUUCCCAGUCACCACCAGUUAGUUCACAGUAGGUAAGGUCAGACUAAUGGAGCUCCGAAGCAGAUUGGCGCAUCAUCCCCGCCCCCGCGGACGUUGACAGAGACCUUGGCCUGCUGGCGCCCCCCCGUGGCGGCUGACAGGCACAGCGGCUUCACUGUCAUGGAGACAGAUUUCUUGCUUCAUCUGGGGUUCAAUCUUUCUUACUUGAGGAUCAAUACAGUACAUUAGUGGUGCCAAGGGACUGAUGAUCCCCAGUCUAUGGCAAUUAGAAAUAAGGUGGAAAGGCAGUAUUGAUUAAUGGUGUGAUGAUCCCAGGCCCUAAUCUUUUAACCCUCCGAAACCAGACAGAUUCAGUGCCUUGACAGCACGACGUCUUCAUUAGAUAAACUGGAUUCCUUUCCUCAGGAGACCCAAUCUGGUUAUCUAAGUAAAAUGGCCAUUUCAUUUUCCCUCAGGUCAAUUUUACUAUCUUUUAUUUGACAGCCAGCUCAGUCUCUGGGGAAAUUUGUGGGCGAUCGGAGUAGUAACAGCAAGGACAUCACGGUUAUAGUAACAGUGCCUUGUAGUUCUCCAGCACCUUUCCCGAAGGCAUGUUAAAAGCGCUUUAUAGAUCCUCCAUCCACUCACACAACAUUGCUUCAAGGGAGAGCUGAGGAGGGAGUGAGCGUCAGUAUUUUACAAGGAAAGACACCACUCUAAGGUCUCAAAGCAAAUGAUUUUAAGAGCAGAAAUUCAUUUCCUGGCUCUGUUCACCAAGUUAUGCCUUCUUUAAACACAAACACAAACUGUAAUAUGUUGACAGACGCAUAUUUACAGAGAGACACAAGGAUAAGAGAGAACUUUACAACAGCGGCCAACACUGCAGCUGCCCCCCCCAAAUAGCUAGCUCAGAAAGGAAACUUAAAGCAGCAAUCCUGUUUGCCCUGCAGAAAUGAAAGCGAAUCCGACUUUCUUCUGUAUUUCGCAGUAAUCCCGCAAAGAGUAAGCUUUAGGGGCGGGGACGGAGUACUCGCAAUUCCAGGGCUGAGGUUCUGAGGAGGGAAUCCACGUGUUGAGUGCAGUGAUCACCAGCAGGUGGCAGAGAAAGAAAAUUUCCAAGCAGCCAAACACCAAACAUUCAGAGAAUUUUUCCCCUUUCCUGGGGGAUGGGGUGGAGUUUGUCCUGGAAGAACUAUAGGAAGCCAAGAUCUGCGAUAGUUCUAACACAUGAAGUCUGGUCACAGACACAGGAAGGAUGGUGGGGUGGGGGGGAGGGAGAAGCAUGACCAGAGUAAGCUGGGAGACAUGAAGCAAGGGGCCUGGACGUCAAACUGAUCUUACGUGACAAGUUUUCCCUCACAUAGAAGUACGGACAAAACCGCACCCACGUGAAGGAGGAGAUGCGUAUCUGGGUUUGAGUUUCUGCAGGCCCUGGGUCCCGUAAUCCGUAGCUUUCCUUUUAAAUCCCUCGAGCUCUACCCUUUGGCUAUUCCCAGGUAGGCCCCCAGCCCCCCUUCUGACCCUCCCACCCCACCCAACCCCACCAGUUUCCUCUGAGGAAACAAUCUGUGGUUGAGGGCUGCGGAGCCUUGGCUAGGGGCCCAGAGCCUCGGGCGCACUGAGGUUUCUGCCCACCGCACACAGUCGUCUCCUCCUGCCUUUCCAAAAAGCAUCGGAGAGGUAGGUUUG